UUGUUUGAACGGACGGAUUGAUUACAGAUUGGUGUUGGAGUAUGACGCGGCCUGCAAAGAUCCUACGGUCCUCGAUGACGCGGUGACAUGGAUCAUUGUGCCGGUCACGCACAAUCGCUGCUAGAGGCAUUGAUAACUCCGCCAAAACACGCCGAGAAACAGAAACUCCAAUGGCGGCGACUCGUCAGAUCUACCUCGGCGUUCUCCUGCUCCUGGCCGUGGGUCUGCCUCAUCUCCCUCUGCGGCAUCGACGACGUCGGGAGCGGCGGCGUUUGGCCUACCGCGGGGCCUGAGGCCCGGGCACUGCGCCUCCGUGUUCCGGACGUAUGACACGGUCUCUCCGUUCAUGACGGGCAACACGACGGCCAUCCACCUCGGCAACACCAAGUCCUGUGUCGCCGGCUACGGGGGCCGCCCGGAUCCCCACACCGCGUACCAGUUCUGCAUCCCCUCCUGGGUCGCCUUCACAGACAACGGUACCCUCGUCGGCGAGGCCGCCAUGAACCACGCGGCCGUCAGGCCCGGGACGGCCGUCUCCGGGUUCAAGCGCCUCCUUGGCAUCAGGAUGUACAACGAGAUGGUAAAGAGAGAGGCGGAGCUAGUGCCGUACCACUUCACCGAGCAGCUAGGAAGAUGCGGCAUCGAGAUGGAGAUUGAGGAAGGCAACCUGAAGAGAUUCCUCCCCGAAGAUGUCGCCAGCAUCCUUGUAGCCGAGCUGAAGCGAAUGGCGGAAGCACAUCUGGGCCGCGAGAUCAGGUACGCCGUGGUCACUGUCCCCGGGCACUUCAACGGCGUUCAACGGAGUUCGCUCGUCAUGGAAGCUGCCCAGUGGCGUGGUGGCUUCCGUACUGCCAAGCUUGUUGACGAGCAGGUCGCGGCUGCGGCUGCGUACCGCCUUCAUGAGAAGAGGGGUGACCGCAAGGUCAUCCUCGUCUUCCAUCUCGGCGGCCGCACUUGCCACGCCACCAAGUUCAGGUUCAAGGAUGGCUCGGGCCAUCUCCUGGACGAACACCAUGAUGCCUACCUAGGCGGUGACGACUUCACCGGCAGGGUUGUGGACUAUUUCGUGGAGCUGAUCGAGGAGAAGCAUCACCGGGACAUCCGUGGGGAUGAGGGCACUCUCAGGAAGCUGAGGGCGGAGUGCGAGAGAGCCAAGAAGCUACUGAGCGACCGAGAGGGCGUUCUUAUGAACAUCGGAUCGGUUCUUGGCGAAGGAGCAGAUAUCUACGAGGAGCUCACACGAGCCAAGUUCGAGGAGCUGAACCGUGACCUUAUGGAGAGAGCAAUGGAAAUAGUGGAGACGGUGGUGAUGGAAGGUGCUCCCACUUCCCAGAUGCAGAGCCGCAAGGACGCCAUCGACGAGGUCAUUCUCGUCGGUGGUAGUGUGAGGAUCCCCAUGGUUGGGCAGCUCCUCGAGGAUUACUUCAAUGGUAGGGGACUAAUCAGGGAUGAGGACGCGGUAAUCCGGGGCGCUGCUCUUCUGUCACGUCCCGAGUCUGCUAGAUACGUGGAAGAAUGCUACUAUGGAGGAGUGUCAGGGCCUCUCUGGUUGGCAAAAUAAACACACAAAUAGGUAUAUGUAAUCCUACACCUACGAAGUGUUACGUAAUUUUGUGACGUAGCAUUCCUCUUAA
Molecule: messenger RNA, 1634 nt
Organism: Triticum aestivum (bread wheat)
Lineage: Eukaryota; Viridiplantae; Streptophyta; Magnoliopsida; Poales; Poaceae
Product: heat shock 70 kDa protein BIP2
Exons: 4
Coding region: 347-1561 (404 amino acids)
Biological process (GO): endoplasmic reticulum unfolded protein response
Cellular component (GO): endoplasmic reticulum chaperone complex
Molecular function (GO): ATP-dependent protein folding chaperone; ATP binding
Source: RefSeq, a predicted model, not a curated record